Messenger RNA from Merops nubicus (carmine bee-eater), 1232 nucleotides. Its product is annotated as ribonuclease inhibitor-like. The record is from RefSeq and is a predicted model, not a curated record. Gene Ontology annotation, cellular component: cytoplasm. The transcript is spliced from 10 exons. The annotation marks the transcript as partial. Gene Ontology annotation, molecular function: protein binding. Lineage: Eukaryota; Metazoa; Chordata; Aves; Coraciiformes; Meropidae.
AUGGAGCUGGACAUUCAGUGUGAGGAGAUGAGCCCGUCCAGAUGGGCUGAGCUGCUGUCCAGAAUGAGGACCUGCGAAACCAUCAGGAUGGAUGACUGCAAUCUCUCCAGCAGUAACUGUGAGGAUCUCUCCUCCAUCAUCAGUACGAAUCCAUCCCUCACAGAGCUGAAGCUGAACAACAACGAGCUGGGAGAUGCAGGCAUCCAGCACCUGUGUAAAGGGCUGCUGACACCAAACUGCAGCCUGGAGAAGUUGUGGCUGCAGAACUGCAAUCUGAGCAGUGCCAGCUGUGAGACUCUCUGCGCCGUGCUGGGCGCGCUGCCCACCCUCACAGAGCUGCACAUCGGGGACAACAAGCUGGGACCUGAUGGAGUGAAGGUGCUGUGUCAAGGGAUCAGGAACCCCAACUGUAAGCUGGAGAAGCUACACCUGGAGUACUGUGAACUCACAGGUGAUGUUAUGGAGGCUCUCAACGCCACUCUGCAAAGCAAGCCCACCCUGCAGGAGCUCAGCCUGAGCAACAACGCGCUGGGGGAUGCAGCCAUCAAGCAGCUGUGCCAGGGGCUGAUGGCAACGACCUGCAACCUGAAGAUACUACAGCUGGAGAACUGUGGCAUAACCAGCGAUAGCUGUGGGGAGAUCAGUGCUGUUCUCAGCAACAAGUCCUCACUGACAGACCUCUCCGUGGGGGAUAACAAGAUCGGGGACGCCGGGGUGGCCCUGCUGUGCCAAGGAGUGAUGCACCCCAACUGCAAAAUCCAGAAGCUGUGGUUAUGGGACUGUGAUCUCACAAGUGCCAGCUGUAAAGACCUCUCCAGACUCAUGAGUACUAAAGAGACCCUCAAUGAGCUCAGUCUGAUAGACAAUAACCUGAGCGACUCGGGGAUGGAAAUGCUGUGUGAGGCACUCAAGGAUCCCAACUGUAAACUCCAGGAGUUAUGGCUGCGGGAGUGUGGGCUCACCACGGCGUGCUGCAAGGCCAUCAGCUCAGCCCUGAGUGUCAACACCCACCUCAAAGUGCUGCACGUGGGCGAGAACAAGCUGGGAGAUGCCGGUGUGGAGCUCAUCUGUGAAGGGCUGCUGCACCCCACCUGCAACCUCCAGUCCCUGUGGCUGGGCCACUGCCGGGACCUGAGCUACAACUUCCUGGAAGACAGAGUCAUCAGGAAGCUCUGUGAAGCCGUGAGGAACCCCAGCUGCAACGUGCAGCAGUUAAUUCUUGAGCUGCUUUG